Meloidogyne enterolobii is the source of this 546-nucleotide messenger RNA. The record is from the annotation of a GenBank genome assembly. Lineage: Eukaryota; Metazoa; Nematoda; Chromadorea; Rhabditida; Meloidogynidae.
AUGCCAGAAGCAGAUUGUGGUUUAGGGUUUCGUGAAAGACAUCGACAGGUGUUGAACCAAGCAGAAAAUGGUGGUAUAGAAUGCCCGUCUUCAUUGACACAACAAAUUGGGUGUUUCAAACAGUGCGAGGCUAACAUAGAGGAAAGGGUAGAUUUGGGAGAGGAGGAGGAAUAUACAAGGCCAGAUGUAACAACGGUUGCCUUAUUGCUUGAUUACCGCUUUAAUAAAUCAAGAAAAUUUCUUCCUCGUCAUUUGAAGAAAACACAAAUUGGAUUUAAUAGAAGACGGAUGAAAGAGCAAUAUAAAAAUUAUUGUGUUAUCUACACAAUUGAAUGGUUAAAUCGGAAUUGUAUUGAAAAGGAAUGGAGUGACAAAUUAUCGGCCAAAAAACGAAUUUGCGGUGAAUGCCAACCUGAAGCACAAUAUCAUAGACCUAGAGAACGUUGCGCUUCUGGCGAGUAUUUAUUAAUUAUUUUAAAUUACAAUUUGUACAUAAACUUAAGUUUACAAAUAAACUCGAAAUUAAAUUACAAAGUCAACUUUUAA